Molecule: messenger RNA, 6818 nt
Organism: Dromiciops gliroides (monito del monte)
Lineage: Eukaryota; Metazoa; Chordata; Mammalia; Microbiotheria; Microbiotheriidae
Gene: LARP6
Product: La ribonucleoprotein 6, translational regulator
Exons: 3
Coding region: 253-1797 (514 amino acids)
Biological process (GO): RNA processing
Cellular component (GO): nucleus
Molecular function (GO): mRNA binding
Source: RefSeq, a predicted model, not a curated record
CAGUACUCCCUCCCGCCCAGUCUUCCCCCCCCAAAGAAAGGCUCAGCGUUCAGCUAGUCAGAUCUGCUGCUAGAGAGGCCGGCCCGCCUGGAGUGGGGCAGCACCGACCCCUCAAGUCCCUCCCCUCCCCGAGCUCCAGCCAGUCUCUCGUUGCCGCCGCCCCCGAUCGGGCAGGCAGUCCCAGGGCAGGCAGGGGAGGCCGCCACGCUCCCAGCCCCGGCCCCUCGGCUCCUCCCGCUCUCCGGCUCCGCCAUGGCUCAGCCGAUGGAGGUGGGCGGCGGGGACGGCGAAGGGCAAGAGGAUGCGUUGGGAGAGGAGGAGCAAUACGAGGCUUGGUACCGGACUAAGAAUCCGGUGCAGAUCCGAGUAGCCAUUCAGGCGGCCGAAGAGGAGGGGGAGGAAGAGGCUGGUGCAGCGAUGGGGGGCAUCGGGGAAGGGGAAGACGACGGGGACACUGCUCGCUAUCUCAGCCCCGGGUGGGGCAGUGCCAGCGAGGAUGAGCCUAGCCGCGGGCACAGCAGUACAACCACGAGUGGAGGGGAGAAUGAUGGCUCUGACCAGGACCAGGACUGGAAGCCGCCAAGCUACGAGUUAAUUUUGAAGCUGGUAGACCAGAUUGAGUUCUAUUUCUCUGAUGAAAACCUAGAAAGAGACGCCUUCUUGCUCAAACCACGUGAGAAGGAACAAGCAGGCUAUGUGAGUGUCAAGCUGCUCACAUCUUUCAAAAAGGUGAAACACCUUACUCGGGAUUGGAGAACCACAGCCUAUGCCUUGAAGUAUUCAGAAACUCUGGAGUUGAAUGAGGAUCAUCGGAAAGUGAGGAGGAUCACACCGGUUCCUUUCUUCCCUGUUGAAAACCAACCAAGUAGGAUGCUGCUGGUAUAUGACCUCCACUUGUUCCCCAAGCCAUGGGCUCUGGCUGUGCUUCAGGAGAAUGGAAGGCUACAGGAAAAGGUCAUGGAGCAUCUUCUUAAGGUCUUUGGAACAUUUGGAGUCAUCUCGUCUGUGAGAAUUCUCAAGCCAGGGAAAGAGCUGCCUCCAGACAUCCGAAAGUUUAGCAGCCGGUAUAGUCAAGUAGGGACUCAAGUGUGCGCAAUUGUGGAGUUUGAAGAGGUAGAUGCUGCCAUCAAAGCCCAUGAGUCCAUGAGCAUGGGCUCUCCGAGCAAAGGCAGCAUUAAAGUUGUCCUCAUUGGUAUGAAAGCACCCAAGAAGAAAGCCUCAAAAGAUAAGAACCAGGAGGAGGAACCUGCCACGAGCUUCCACCAAAAUAAGACCCUAAAUAAGAGAGUCGAGGAGCUUCAGUACCUGGGUGAUGAGUCAUCAGCCAAUAGCUCCUCGGACCCAGAGAGUAAUCCUACGUCCCCAAUGGUUGAACGGCGGUACAUGGCCUCCAGCAAGCUUAGCCCUUCCAUCUAUCAAAACCAUCACUUGAGUCCAAAUGCCUCUCCUCGCUCAAGUCCUUGGAACAGCCCUCUGGUACAGCGUAAAGGAGUGUCCAGGAAAUCUCCCCUGGCUGAGGAUGUCACGCUAAACUCUAGUGCCAGUCCUGACAUUGUUCCAAAGUGUAUGGAUUAUUCCUCUGACAGCAGCAUCACUCCCUCCAGUAGCCCCUGGGUGCAGAGACGUCGCCUAGCCCAGUGGGGAACACAUGAGAAAAGUCCGGCCGCCAGCCCGCUACUCACCCGCAAAGUCCAGAAUGCAGAUGGGUCACCUGUUGGGGUGCUGAGGUUGCCAAGAGGCCCUGAUGAUACCAAAGGAUUUCAUGGGGGACAUGAAAGAAAAAGGGUCUUCGUGUAAAUAUAUGUUCGUUUUCCACACUAGCUCCAUAGGAAAACAGCCUUUAUUCUCCUGGGUCAAACAAAACAGCUGGCAUGAUCAAGGACUGGCUUACGUACAAGUUUCAAUGUUUUGUAUUGGUGUAGAUAUCUUAAUUUAUAUAUUUGUAUUGUCAGGCAACUACAUUUUAAAGAAUAUCUCCUAGUUCCAAACAACCAUUUGGCCACUUUGAUAUGGUAUGGUCACUUUGACAAUGUCACAUAUAUGUAAACAUAAUGGUACUAAACAGGAAUGGGAGAGACUCUCUAGGAAAGAUUGAACAGAUAUUUUUUUCUGCUUUUGUUUUUUUUUUAAAGAAACCUCCUUUGAGAUGGGGUAUGUGUAGAGAUUUGCUACUAUUUAGAGUCCAAGGAAGCUAAGGUGAGUGUGGCUCAAAGACCCAAAGAGUUAAUUUUAAUGACAACCUAGUUGACAUACAUGGUUUGCUCUCCUAUAAUCAGUUAAUAAACAGUGCCCACUGUGUGCCAGGCACUAUGCUAAGUACUGAUUUUUUAAGAUCCAAAUAAAAAUGUAUAUUUUCUCUUAUAAGUGAAUUAAAAAGAGAAAAUAUAGGAAAAAUUGGCUCCCAGACUCAUCUUGGCCCAUUGGGAUGAUGAGCCGGCAUAUCAUCUGGGAUUAAUAAAUUGGCUAUCUGGUCCCAAUAGAAGAGGUAGGACUGAAUAGGAGAAUCAUUGAUGCAAAAGCAUGGCCAAUGGAUCACAGUGAAACAGCUUAGUUUUCCCAGGUUCCUUCUCCAGUUUCACUGAUUAACAGAAGGGAGGAAAAGCAGUGAUUUUGUUGUACAGACUUCUAUUAUAUGAAUGAAUCCUAUUACUAUAAUUAUUUGGUAGAUUUUUUUUCAUUUUUCUUUAGGAGGAGAGAUUGGGCAGAAGUAAAGAAUUAUUGUAUAUUUCUCUACUGUUCUGGCCUCCAUGACAAACCAGUACUGCAUAUCCAUUCAAAAGUAGAUUUCAGGUUCCUACAUUACACCUUCUAUUUUCAAGGGGACAAACAGGGAAAGAUUUAUCUUUCAUUAGCCAUGUCCCUGAGUUCACUGCCCUCUUAUUCCUACAAUCUCAUUGGCUUCUCCAAUCAAUCGAUGAUUCCUCAUGUUCCUACAGUGUACACACAACACACACACACACAUUUAAAAACACAAUUGGACCUUACUACAAGGUAAAGAAACUUCAAGGUAAAAGUUUCUAGAGUUAAUAUUUGCUAUGGUGUCAGAUUAGCCAACACAGUAUAGCAUCCAAUUACACUCUAUUAAGUAGUCCCCUCCAGGUGUAGCUUGUUGGCCAUUUUCUUGUAAAAAUCCUUGGGUUCUUUCCAGUCUAUGGCAAAAUCUUCCUUUUGAAUUCCCAAAGCUAGGCAAGCUGGGUCUUAUGUCUUAGAAACUUUGUGCCAUCCUCUCCUUAUUUUUCUCUUCUUCCUUUCUCCCAGAAUGCUUACGCACUACCCCUCUCCUUUUGUAACAGCACUUGUCCUUGCUUCCACACAAUAAACUAAAUAUGUCCCUGUCACCUUACCAGUCAGUCUCCUCUUUCCUAAACUCUGGCUAAACCCUCAGCUGUGGCACAGCCUUGCUGUUUGUUAGCAUAGCGAACCCUUCCCGAAAAACUUGGCAGGGAAACCCAGCCCAGGGUGUUUUUACAGAUGUUUUGUUCAUUUUAAUGAAAGCCAGAUCCUACUUCACUCUGCAACAUGAAACUCUGACUGCUGAGACAGGAUUUACCAAAAGCUAAUCUUCAGGGAAACAGCCCCAAACACCAAAUCCACUUCCUAAAUGUAAGCCCAGAGUACUAAUUAUUCCAUCGCCUUAAGGUGUCACUGGGUCAGAGGGGCCUUGAUUUGGUCUGUGUAGUACAAGUGUCAAAAGUAUGAGAUCUAUUUUUUAAAGCUACAUUAUUAGUUAUUUGAGCAUUUUGUAUGUAAGCAUUUUCUGAGGUAUGAAUUAGGCCUCCCUUGUAUUUUUGAGCUGCUAAUUUAGAAGAGAAUAAUAAAAUUUUACAGAAAAGUCACAUAGAGAAGGGUUGCAUAUAUAUAUUGCUAAUCUUACAGAAUCAAAGACCUAGAACUGAAAUCAAACACUCCCCCCAUUUUACAGAGAAAAAAACUGAGGCUCAGGAAGGUGAAAUAAUUUGCUCAUAGUCACACACGUCGGAAUCUUGAGUCGAAUGAAGGUUAUCUAACUACAGGAGCAGGUAGGUAGUGCUGUGGAUAGAGCACUAGUCUGGAGUUGGGAAGAUCUGAGUUCUAAUUCGACCUCAGAUAUUUGCUAGCUGUGUGACCCUGGACAAGUCAUUUAACUAUCCCCUAUUUGCCUCAGUUCCUCAUCUCUAAAAUGGGGACACGCUGGAGAAGGAAAUAGCAAACCACUCCAGUAUCUUUGUCCAUAGGGUCACAAAGAGUCAAAAAUAUGACUGAACAAAAACAACAACCAUAAGCUCUGACUAUAAAGUACUUUCCACAAUACCACACAGGGAUUACUUAAAGUCAAAAGAAGUGGUUUAUAUCUAGUUUCUGACAUUGACUGCUGGGUAAGCCAAGACAAGUCUCUUAACCUUCCCAAGUCCCAGGAAACUCUGUAAGACUUGUCUAGUAAGGUCGAGAUGAGUUUCAGCCUACCUUAAUGGAGUGUGUAUGCUGAUGAAAUUACAGAUGCUUGACAUAUUGACAUUUGGGAGUAGGCUGGAAUCAGCUCAUACCAGCUCCUGAGAGCCAAGUGUUAAAUUUUCAACGUGAGCAUGGAGACCUCAGAAAUUGGCAAACACUACAAAUUGGACUUCAUUGAUUGUUUUGUCGAUUGUUUCAACCUAAAAAAGUGAUAGUGAAAAUAAUCAUGCAGAUUAAAUUUAAGAAGUAUGUUAUAUGUGCUUUUUUCUGGAGAAAUGGUUGUUAAUUAUUUACCUCUGUUGUAUGUAUGUACAGUUAAAUCCACUUGCAUAGUGGAUAGAGUGGCUAACCUAAAGUCAGGAAGACUCAUUUUUGUGAAUUCAAACCCAGCUUCAGACACUUACCAGCUAUAUGACCCUGGGCAAGUCAUUUAACCCAGUUUGCCUCCGUUUUCUCAUCUGUAAAAUGAUCUGGAGAGUGAAAUGGCAAACCACUCCAGUAUCUUUGCCAAGAAAACCCCAAAUGGGGUCAUGAAGAGUUGAACACAACUCAACAACAAUAGCAGUUAUAUAAUGUAGAUGCUUCAAACUUAAAUGAAUUUAUUUUCAAAAGGAAAAAAAUAUAGAUACUGAUCACACAAAAAAUCAAAGGAAUAACAACAACUAGCAUCUCUCUACCUAUUAGAAAGCAUUAAUUCCUAAUGUAUGUAUUCAAUGUUAACUUUUUUGAUUCUUGUCUGGCAAAUGUGAAUUUGCACAGUAGUUCUCUCCAUGUUUGAUCUACUCUAGUUAAGUUCAUCCCAUAUGUACCAUAUUGCUAGUGUUAUGAGACUAAACCUUGUAUCCUAGAACAAUGGCUAUGAACUUGAGAUCUUUGCCCCUAAAUUCCCAAACCACAUUUUCUAUAGAGCUUUGUUCUGCAAAGAAUAUAAACCCUUCCAUGUCAUGUCUUAUUGGUCCUCUUGAUUUUUCAUUGAGAGGUUUUGAUUUAGGAUCCUAGAAUAUUAGAAUGUCUAAGAAAGGGAACACAGACAUUACCGGUCCCUUCAUUUUACAGGUGAAGAAACAGAUCUAGAAAGGCUAAAUGCAGGACCAGGACACAAGCCUCCUACACCUCAGUUUGGUACUUUUCCCACAAUAGUAGGAUAAUGAAGACUGGUAAAUCCACGGACAUAAUAAAGGGAACCAGUAGCUGAACAAUGUGGUAUAUAAUGGGAAAUAACACUGAAUUUUGAAUCAGAACCCUUGGUUCAAAUUCCACCUUUACCACUAAUCUGUAUGACCUUUAGCAAGUGACUUUACACCCCUGGGCCUUAGCUUCCUCAUCUGUAAAAUGAGGGGGUUGGAGUAGAUGACCUCUAGGGCCCCUCCCAAUUCUAAAUCUGUGAGGAUCUGGUAGACUCUCACUUAGAACCCCAAGGUUCUGUCUCAAUGUUCUUUAAUAAUUUGUAGUGCAGGGGCAGCUAGGUGGCGCAGUGGAUAGAGCACCGGCCCUGGAUUCAGGAGGACCUGAGUUCAAAUCCUGCCUCAGGCACUUAACACUUACUAGCUGUGUGACCCUGGGCAAGUCACUUAACCCCAAUUGUCUCACCAAAAAUAAAUAAAUAAAUAAAAUAAUUUAUAGUGCAAAAAGCCUAUAGAUAGUUUUUUUUUCUAAAUACAUGGUCAGGGUCCACCUCACAAUAUCAUUCCAGCUAUAUUAACAAAAUACAGAUCUGGCCUCAGACAUUUGACACUUACUAGCUGUGUGACCGUGGGCAAGUCACUUAACCCUCAUUGCCCUGCAAAAAAACCAAAAAAACAAAAACAAAAACAAAAAAAAUACAGGUCCUUAAUUGGCUUAUGUAAAGGUGUAAUACUUGUUUUUGCUAUGGGGGUUUGAUGGUCCUAGGUUGGCUAAUUCCAUGGGAAGCAAUGGGAGACUAAGGAAUCCCAGUUACCCUGCUAGCCACCAAUUUCAGCACUGCAUUUGUGGUUACUUCAGGUCAGAUCACACUGCACCAUCAGUCACGAGGACUGGGUUCAAUCCAGGCAUGAUUCAGUUCCCAGUUCUGGUACUCGUUCCUUGUAUGACAUAACCUGAGGUCUGAGCCUCAGUUUCAACCACAAAAUGAAGUGAUGUGACUAAGACCCUUCCAGAAUCCAUGGGUUCUUUUUUUCCUCAAAAAAAUUAAAUAUGCAAUUUAUUAAAUAGCACUCCCAUUCAUAAAUAUAGCAUACAUAGUUUGUGAUCAAUAGAAAUAUCACUUUAAAACUAUUGAAGAGUUAAAACAAGAAUUUAAAUAAAUAUAAAUCCCAGAUGCUCUGAAAUACUUUGAAUAUCUUUUUACUAUUUCUCUUUAAGGGAUGGGCAGCUAGGUGGCAUAAUGGGUAGAGUGCUGGACCUGG